GUCGAGGUGGAAACCGAAAUUACUUUAAAACUAAUUUGUAUGAGAUAAUAUAGACGUAGCUAUAUAGUUAAAGACGGUUUUUAAUUAUUGUUCAUUUAUUGUAGUUUUUUUCUUCUACGCCAGCGCUCCAUUACAGCUGGUGGCGGUGUCAUGCGCCAACAGAACAUACCAACCGCGAUUAAACAGAGAAGAAGAAGAAGAAGAAAACGAAGCGGAAACCGGAAGUGUUGAGGCGGAAAGCGGGAUGGCGGAGGACGAGGCCGCAGGCCAGGCCGAUCGGUCCGAGCAGCUCUCCGCGGAGGACUAUGCGGCCGAGGCCAUGGCCGCCGACAUGGACCCCUGGAUCAUAUUCGACGCGCGCAAAACGCCGCGGGCCGAGUUCAGCGGCUGGCUGGAGUCCAACAGGCCGUCGCAGGUCAGCCGCUACGGAGACGGCGAGGGCGGCACGGGCCCGGUGGGCUGGAUCGCCAUACGCGGGCCGCACUUCUGCGCGGAGGCGGGGGACGUGGAGGGCUUGCAGGAGAGCUGGGAAACGCUGCUGGACAGCGGCCGGAGCGUCACCUUCCACACCAUCCGCGAGCUGGCGCUCAACCACGGCGUCCUGCACGGGAAGUGGCUCAUGCACCUGGACACGGGCUUCAAGGUGGACCGCGCCUGGGAGUGCAUCGCCAGAGCCGCGCUGGACGGCAAGAUCUCCUCGGCCAAGGUGAGUCCCCGAGACCCGCGCUCCAACUCCAGACACGUCAUCUGCGUGUACAACCAGAACUUCACCGACGAGGAGCAGGUGAUGCGGCUGGAUGCCACCAUCCGCGCCGCCGGGGUCAAGUGUGUGCUGUACUACAAGCCCGACGUCUACACGUACCUGGGAAUCUACCGCAACAACCGCUGGAAGAUCUGUCCCACCGUCUACGAGAGCAUGUUCGACUUGGAGAGCGUCCCGCGCCGCUCGCACAUCGUCAACAAGGUCACCAACCUGGAGGUCACCUAGCCAAACCUUACGACUCUUUUGUUUUCCUUUACGAAACGUUGACGAUUUCUGUUUCAUUACGUGGAAAUGACAAUGGCAGGAACGCCAGAACUGCAUGUGAAUACAGCCGAAAUGUUGAAGGGCUUCACUUUGUGUUAUUCUUUUAAAACUUGUUUUGUUUUUUAUAUUUAAUGAGGUUUCAUUCGGUUCGUUUGUUCUUUUUGCCAAAUAAACAACCAGGAGAUUUUCA
Messenger RNA from Ctenopharyngodon idella (grass carp), 1217 nucleotides. RefSeq names its product chromosome 7 C11orf68 homolog (gene c7h11orf68). The coding region runs from base 245 to 988 and encodes 247 amino acids. NCBI's taxonomy places the organism in Eukaryota, Metazoa, Chordata, Actinopteri, Cypriniformes, Xenocyprididae. The transcript has 2 exons. The record is from RefSeq and is a predicted model, not a curated record.